Messenger RNA from Dentiscutata heterogama, 510 nucleotides. NCBI's taxonomy places the organism in Eukaryota, Fungi, Glomeromycota, Glomeromycetes, Diversisporales, Gigasporaceae. The record is from the annotation of a GenBank genome assembly.
ACGAUUGUCAUUCGAUAUGCCCUUCAUGAAAGUAAUACUAAGGCCGCUGCAAAGUUUGGUUUGGACAAGUCUCAAGUUGGCUAUUGGGUAACGAAACUAAAGGACCAAUUAAGUGAGGUUGGCCACAAAAAGUCCUGUCAUCUUGGUGGUGGUGGUAGAAAGGAUCUCAAGUUAGUGAUGUUAAGGAUUGAUUCUGAAACUGCUUUAAAAAGUCAUGAACUUGCAAAAAGGCGGCUUGCAAGUAGUUUCAAGGCUUCCUCUACGUGUUCAGAGGAUGAUGAAAUAUACCAUGAUGAAAUCUUUGAUAAUAGAACUCACCAAAUCUCUGAUGAAAUUCACUGUGAUAAAAUUUGCCAUGAUAAAAUUUUCUCUGAUGAAAUUUGUAGUGAUGAAAUUUCAAGUGAAAAUAUUAUCAUUAUUGAUUCUAGUGAAGAUGAAGAUAAUAAUACUAAUCAGGAUAUUUUUGUUGAAGACGACGAAGAAGUUCUUAUUUUUGCAACAAAUCAAUAG